ACCCGGAAGAGGCAGUAAGCGCUCUUUGGUUCAGAUUUUCUUCCUCCGCGCCGCUUCACUCCCAUUCACAUGAGACUGGGCCAGCCAACCACAAGUGAAACGUCUAGCACACCAUGGCAGAGCAGGACCUCACACCGGAGCAGCUGAAGGCGAUCGCAGAGGCCAACGAAGAGAAAGAAUCCGACAUUAAUUACAAACCUCCUGCCCAGAAGAGCUUACAGGAGAUCCAGGAGCUGGACAAGGAUGACGAGAGCCUGAGGAAGUACAAGGAGGCGCUGCUGGGCAAGGUGGCCGUGGUGGAAGAUCCAACGAAGCCGAACGUCCAGGUGACACGGAUGACCCUGUUGUGUGAAACGGCACCUGCUCCUCUGAUCCUUGACCUGCAGGGAGACCUGGAGAACUUCAGGAAGAACCCAUUUACACUGAAGGAGGGAGUUGAGUACAGAAUAAAGAUCAACUUCAAGGUGAACAAGGAGAUCGUAUCAGGCCUCAAAUACAACCAGCAAACAUUCAGGAAAGGAGUUAAAGUUGAUAAGUCUGACUACAUGGUGGGAAGCUACGGCCCGAGACCAGACGAGGAGUACGAGUUCCUCACCACCAUGGAGGAAGCGCCCAAAGGGAUGCUAGCCCGCGGCACUUACAACAUCAAGUCCAAGUUCACAGACGACGACAAGUAUGAUCAUCUCUCCUGGGAGUGGAGCCUCGCCAUCAAGAAGGAAUGGAAGGACUGAUUUCAUUGUUUUUUUUUUUUUCAUAUUUGUUUUUUUUUUCCCUGCUCCGACUCGCUAAUUCUCCCCUCUCAUGUUUCCCAGCCUCUUGUCUCGCUGCCAUUCUGUGAUUUUUUUUUUCUUUCCUCUCUCCGUCCAUCAUUCCACCCCUACCUUCUACUCCCCCCUCUUUUUUUCCUAGCUUCAAUCAUAUCAUCAUUCCCCAUAAUUGUAACAAUUUAAUUUGUUUACACCCACCUUUUCUGAUAAAGUAUUAAAUCCUAAAAAUAAAAAAAAAAUACAGAGAAAGCAAACUGUGCACAAUUUAAGAUUUCCAGAAAAGUUUGUUUAUAAAAGUAUAUACAGAAAAAAGAAAAAGAUCAGUAUGUGAUUUCCUCUGCCCUUUGCUGCUGAUUCUUUCUCUUUUCUAAUAUUUGUCAUUGUUUUAUGUAAUCGUCACGGUCUGCCUUGGACAGCAUUGUGCAGAAAGCAAUGGUGCUGCCUGCUAGCAGUCCCUAAGCUAUCACUGCUGGAUGUAAUUCUUGGACAAAGCCCAGCUAAAGCCUCUGAGCAGAUUACACGUUCUAGAGUCUAACCAUUUGGUCUUCCAAAUGGUUUGGAUCUUAAUCAAAUCUACUCAGAGACCAGGGGGAACAGUUACCUCUAACCCCCCCUCACAAACCCCCUUUGCCUUAGCUGCAGCUCGUCCUCUCCUGAUCAGGUAUUUUGGCGCGUUUCUUUUAUUUUAUUAUCUACGUGGCCUUAAGAGCAGUUAAGAGGUAGAAAAAUAGUUGAGCCAUUUGCCUUCAGAGUAAAUACUAUGAGCCUGUUUUAGCAUAUGACUAGUGAAACAUACAUGAAAUCAUAAGGGUUUGAUUUGUCUUUAUUUCAGGUUUAAUCGCUUGUAUGAACCAUUACCUGCACGACUUAGAUGACACCUUUGUUUAUUUUUGUGUAGUGGUCUAAAAAUCUAAAAACAAACUCUAAGGCCAAUUGCUUUGUCCUCUGGUCCUCAUUCACAGCUCCGUGCUGAAUCUAAUACAGGAUGUGUUCAAUCAUUUACUCUGUUAUUAUAGGAGAUUAUUACUGCUGACUGUGCCUCCAGACUUGCCGUCUCUCCAUCAGUAUCCAAACCUCAGCCCUUAAACGCACCUCGGUGGUAAACACAGCUGGCCAUACUAAGUGUUUUCCUGUGUUGUACACUCCAUAUGGAAAUGACUGUCAGUUUGGCUUCAUUUCAUUCGUGUGUCAUGGACUGAUGGUUCUUCUCAGUACGGUGGGUUCAGCUCACCGUGUGCUGUCUGUACUGCCUACAGUUUACGGAUCUUGUGUUCAAAUUAAAGUGUUCAGACUGGGAGAAUGA
Molecule: messenger RNA, 2070 nt
Organism: Cyprinodon variegatus (sheepshead minnow)
Lineage: Eukaryota; Metazoa; Chordata; Actinopteri; Cyprinodontiformes; Cyprinodontidae
Gene: arhgdia
Product: rho GDP-dissociation inhibitor 1-like
Exons: 6
Coding region: 114-731 (205 amino acids)
Biological process (GO): Rho protein signal transduction
Cellular component (GO): cytosol; membrane; cytoplasm
Molecular function (GO): Rho GDP-dissociation inhibitor activity; protein binding
Source: RefSeq, a predicted model, not a curated record